UCCAGGGAUCUAUUUCUGACUUGCUUUCGACUGUGUUGGGGUCGGGGCGGCUAUUACCUGGCCGCGCGUAGCGGGUUCAAGAUCGGCGACGCUCCUUCCAACAAUAAAGGUUGGAAGAGCCGCUUCUUCUUCGUCGUUGCAGUCGGGGAUGGGGCUUCAGCACUGGGUGGACCUCCCGCUCUGUCGACAAUGUCCUCCCGCUGCUUUCUGGUAGUGAGUCGGCGGAUGUGGAUCGUCUGAGGGGCAUUCUGUCUUCUUCUCGGGCAAUCGAGGAGAUGAUCGAGGAGUGGCUGGCCACCGCAGGGCUGAGCCCGGCUGCCGGGGAAAUGGUGGAUCUUCAAUCUGUGAAGAAAGCGUCUCAGGGCUGAUCCAGGGUGGCCGCGCCUCGGGGUGGCGACGGUUCGGGAGCCGUCCCGAAAAGGGGGGCGUCGGAGGGUGGCCCGGGCUCUCCGGACGUGAGGCGUCCAAGAAACUGAAGACCGCGGUCAGGAAGGUGUCCGCGAGGUCGGCUACUCGUGAAUGCAAUCUUGCGGGAGGCGUUCCGCUGGGCGAGGCCUCGGGGGCUGCCAAAGGCAAGGAGGCGGCCGGGUCAGCCGGAGGGGAUCCUGCGCCAGGGGCUUCUUUGCGCCCGAAGUCGAUGCGGGACUUGUGCCGCAUCGGUGGGUCGGCCGGCGAGGAGUACCGGACUCCGGGCAUGACCUGCCUUCCUACUGGAGCGGCGGGAACUCCCUAUGUUCCUCGGUGGUCCGCCCUUAAAGCGGACAGCCAUGUAUGGGCCGAUGGAUCGAUGGCCCAGGAGUUCAUCCGGGGUGCGCUGCACCCGCUGUUGGCCAAGGAGCUUUACGGCCUGACCUCGGAGGCCUUGGCAGAUCGGGCGGCCAAGUCUUUGGUCUGGGCCAACAUUACGCCAUGGCUCUGCUUGACCGGGCCCUUGACGCUGGGAAGAUGAUCGAGCGCCAAUCGAGCGCCUUCGCCGCGCUGCGCCUUGAGAACGAAGAGCUGAGGCGGUCAUCCGGCCCAGAGGUUGUAGCAGCCGCCGAGCAGCGCGCCUCGGCUUUGGAGGAGGAGGUGAGGCGCCUGAGGGCCGAGCUGGAGGAGAGUCAGGCUCGAGCCCGAACGUUGGAUGACGAACUGCAGACGCUCUCGAACGACAUCGAGUCCGCCCGAUCUUCGGCCUGGGCGGCUGAGGAAGCCCUGAAGGAAGAGCAGCGAGCGCUGCCCGAGCGGCUGGAGAGAGCGGUCGUUGAGUACAAGGCCUCGGCGAGUUUUGAGUGUGGCCUGGUAACGUCGGGGCGGGUGACGUAUGAAUUCGGAUACCGGGUGGCCUGUGCUCGCGCCCGAUCGACCCAUCCGGAGUGGGAGCUGGAGCCGGACCCUUUUGCCGAUCACCCUGCGGAUGAUGGCGUGGAUAUGCCGGGGAGCGUUCCCUUUGAUGAUGGGCCCGAGACGCCUCCUCCGAGUUGAUUUGUAUUUUACUUUUUGUUUUUGGUCGGGUCGGCCUUUGAUCUCUGUAUCGCCUACCCAUUGCAUGUACAGAUCUUUUAUAUUGGAGGUAGUUCGUUCUGACUA
Musa acuminata AAA Group (dessert banana) is the source of this 1569-nucleotide messenger RNA. RefSeq lists its product as uncharacterized. The record is from RefSeq and is a predicted model, not a curated record. The coding region runs from base 772 to 1464 and encodes 230 amino acids. The transcript has 3 exons. NCBI's taxonomy places the organism in Eukaryota, Viridiplantae, Streptophyta, Magnoliopsida, Zingiberales, Musaceae.